Messenger RNA from Neltuma alba, 1883 nucleotides. Its product is annotated as selenium-binding protein 2-like. Gene Ontology annotation, molecular function: selenium binding; protein binding. The transcript has 7 exons. Lineage: Eukaryota; Viridiplantae; Streptophyta; Magnoliopsida; Fabales; Fabaceae. The record is from RefSeq and is a predicted model, not a curated record. The coding region runs from base 61 to 1614 and encodes 517 amino acids.
CUGGUGUGGACUCUAACAUCCAAAAGCCUUGUGCUCUUCUUCAUCUUGAUCUCGUAAGGGAUGGCUACGGAGGUGGUGGUGCCGGAGCAAGCUGUGGCGGAGCAAAGCAAAACUGUGGUGGAGCAACCGAAAGCUGUGGAGGAGCAAAGCAAAGUUGUGGUGGAGCAAAGCAAAACUGUGGUGGAGCAAAGUAAUGAGCAUGAUUGCUGCCACACUCACACAGGACCAGGGUAUGCUUCCCCACUCGCCGCCAUGUCUGGUCCCAGAGAGACUCUUAUCUAUGUCGUUGCUCUUUACUCUGGAACAGGAAUAGAGAAGCCAGACUAUCUAGCCACUAUAGAUGUGGAUCCAAGUUCUCCAACUUAUUCACAAGUUAUCCACAGGCUACCUAUGCCUUAUUUAGGUGAUGAACUUCACCAUACAGGGUGGAAUACUUGUAGCUCCUGCUUUGGAGAUCCAUCGGCCGUUCGACGCUAUUUGAUCAUUCCUUGUCUCAUAUCGGGUCGCGUAUAUGUGGUUGACACAAAAACAAAUCCAAGGGCCCCUUCCAUGCAUAAAGUUAUUGAGUCGGAAGAAAUAGUGGAGAAAACAGGAUUAACACACACUCACAAUAGCCAUUGCCUUGCUUCUGGUGAUAUAAUGAUUUCAUGUCUUGGAGAUAAGGAAGAAAAAGGGUGUGGAUAUCUUCUUCUUGACUCGGAAUUCAAUAUCAAAGGAAGGUGGGAGAAACCUGGCCACAGUCCUCGAUUCAAUUAUGACUUUUGGUAUCAACCACGGCUCGAUGUAAUGAUUGGCACAUCAUGGGGGGCUCCUUCAGCGUUCACCCAAGGUUUUAUCCCGCAGCAUGUGUCUGAGGGCUUAUAUGGGAGGUUUCUGAAUGUGUACAGCUGGCCUGAAGGCGAACUCAAACAAACUCUGGACCUUGGCGAUGCAGGGCUUAUUCCCCUGGAGAUACGAUUUCUGCAUGAUCCUGAUAAAGACACAGGUCUCGUUGCGUGUGCAUUGUCAAGUAACGUUGUACGAUUCUUCAAGACUGAGGAUGGGACAUGGAGCCAUGAGGUUGUAAUAUCAGUCAAACCGUUGGAAGUGCAAAACUGGGUUCUUCCUGAACUGCCCGGGCUUAUAACUGAUAUUGUGAUAUCCCUUGAUGAUCGAUUUCUAUACACGGUGAACUGGCUUCACGGGGAUAUAAGACAGUAUGACAUCACGGACAUAAAGAAUCCUCGACUUACUGGACAAAUAUGGGUCGGGGGAGUGAUAAAGAAAGGAAGCCAAGUAGAAGCUGUAGCAGAAGAUGGUACAACUUGGCAAUCUGAUGUUCCAGAGAUCCAGGGAAAGGAGUUAAGAGGGGGGCCUCAGAUGAUUCAACUGAGUUUAGAUGGGAAAAGGUUAUAUGUGACCAACUCGCUCUAUAGUAAAUGGGAUAAACAGUUUUAUCCAGAGCUAGUGGAGAAAGGAUCCCACAUGUUGCAGAUAGAUGUUGAUACUGAGGAAGGAGGCCUGAAAAUAAACCCAAACUUCUUCGUUGACUUUGGGGCUGAACCGGAUGGUCCUGUCCUUGCCCAUGAGUUGAGAUACCCUGGUGGUGACUGCACCUCCGAUAUAUGGAUUUGAGCACAACAAGUAUCAUAUUUGUAUAUGUCAGUAUCUUUUAUGUAGCUGCAGUUUCACUGCUUUUCCUUAAACGUUGUUAAUGUGUGUGUUUGGUUUCAUAUUGAUUUUGGUCAAAAUUACGUUUUGACCAAAAAAUAAUGUGAGAAUAUAGUCGCCCCUCCGGUGUUGCGAGAUCACAUUGGCAGCUAGCUAGCACUACUGCCAACGAUAUGAAUGUCUCAUCUUUAUGUUGUGUGAACCCAAUAAAUGAUCUUUAAAAAAAAAAAAAA